AUGAUGGCGAGGAGGAAGCAGACGAAGGACCUCGACUCUUCUUCCUUCCAUGAUCAUCCUGGACAUGGCAGGAGGAGCAUUCUUGUACACUUGAUCCUUGCUAUCAGAACCAAACCCAACGUGUUUCUUGCUCUCGCCUUCGUCGUCGCGGCUUCUUUCUUCGGUGUCUACACGCUCAACACUCACGCGUCCACAAUUCGUUAUGCGGGUGCUCGUCGACAUCAACGGAGUGCGCAAGAGAUCUUCGGGUAUGCCUUGGUAGAUCCUGAUGAUUGCGGGACAGACACUGAGCGGGUGAUCAACGUUUUUCGAUGGGCGAAGAAGCAUGGAGCCUUCAUCCAUCCCAACAUCACCACUAAGAUGUUCCCCAUCCCAGGCAAGCCCUUGCUCUCAAGAUCCUUGACAUUUUCGCUGGAUCUUAGUGACAGCAAGAUUAAGCACCACCAUGUGCUAGGGCAAGUCUACAAUGACACUAUUCAACUUCACGAUGCCAUAGGCGCGCUUGCGGUGUUUCUAUUGCUUGAGUCUCAAAACAAGAGUUCCUUCUGGAGGCCAUACCUUUGCUCCCUCCCGAAGCACGUCCCGCUCCCCAUGUUCUACUCCAAGGAGAGGCGACAACAGCUGAAAGAACAGCUCCCGGAGGAUCAGAGGGUGAAGUUCGACGCGCUGGUGGAGGCAAGGAGGGAUGUGGUGGACUUGCACUACAUGCAGCUUCUCCCCGUCCUCUUCCUCAAGUACCCAACGCUCUUCUCCCCUGAGGUCUUCUCCUACGAGAAGUUCGCAUGGGCUAUCAGCAUUAUCAUGUCGAGGACCUGGGGCAAGACUUACUUCGACUCUGCUCUGGGCCCUAGAGGAAGAAACAUCACCGUCCACACUCUCGCGCCAGCUGCCGACAUGCCCAACCACGACUCUUCGGGUCUAGAAGCCAACAGGGACCCACGGGGAAGGAUGACUUUGAAUGCUCAGAAGAAUCUCAGUGUAGGCGAACAGUUCUUCAUAUCCUAUGGCAGCAAGUGCGAUGCCGAGUUCCUGGCUCACUACGGCUUCGUUCCGUUCAACAACAGCCACAAGAGAUGCAAGGGCCGCGUGUACAGCGAGGGAGAUCCGAACAUGGGGGGCCACGACUCCAACGUCACGGCAUGGCGGAAGAAAUGGAGGAAAUCUCUAUCCUUGUAUCACGCUCUUGUAAGGAAAGCUCGGCGAGAAGGCAAAGAUGCUUUGAAGAAUCUCCUCGAAUCAUCAAGGGUCAAGAGUUUGCAGACCGCAGCGCAGAAGAUUAGUGACUUCGUGGAGGUGAUUGUAGAUAAUGGAUAG
This is a messenger RNA of Guillardia theta CCMP2712, 1314 nucleotides long. RefSeq lists its product as hypothetical. Gene Ontology annotation, biological process: peptidyl-lysine monomethylation. Gene Ontology annotation, molecular function: protein-lysine N-methyltransferase activity. Lineage: Eukaryota; Cryptophyceae; Pyrenomonadales; Geminigeraceae. The record is from RefSeq and is a predicted model, not a curated record. The transcript is spliced from 6 exons. The coding region runs from base 1 to 1314 and encodes 437 amino acids.